AUGAGGAGAUUUCUCCUAAAAAUCGAGCUUUUGGAAAUCAAAAAACUUGGCAGCCCUCAGCCCACAUUCCUCCAUGGCAACAGCUGGCCUUCGCUGAGAAGCAGCCGCCUCGUGAACGGGGCGUGCCCUUUCUGGUUUGCCCGGGUCCGCCCCUGCUCACGAUCUCCCAUCUGCAGGCUCCCUCUGUACACUUCGUUGUGCCUGCACUGCCUCCCUGCUUUAGAUGGUCUGUCUGGCCCCUCUGUGGCCGAGCCUCUUCUCACCCGAUACAUGUGGCGGAUGUGGGCCUGUGGUGGAUUCGCCAUCGUGUUUCUGGUGAGGACAAGCAACGGAAUGAAAUGUGCCUUGAAACGCAUGUUUGUCAACAACGAGCAUGACCUCCAGGUGUGCAAGAGAGAAAUCCAGAUAAUGAGGGACCUGUCGGGGCAUAAGAACAUCGUGGGUUACAUUGACUCCAGUAUCAACAGUGUGAGUAGCGGUGAUGUGUGGGAAGUUCUCAUUCUGAUGGACUUCUGCAGGGGAGGCCAAGUGGUCAACCUGAUGAACCAGCGCCUGCAAACAGGUUUUACAGAAAAUGAAGUACUCCAGAUAUUUUGUGACACCUGUGAAGCUGUCGCCCGCCUGCAUCAGUGCAAAACUCCUAUUAUCCACCGUGACCUGAAGGUUGAGAAUAUUCUCUUGCAUGACCGAGGCCACUAUGUCCUGUGUGACUUUGGAAGUGCUACCAACAAAUUCCAGAAUCCACAGACGGAGGGAGUCAAUGCAGUAGAAGAUGAGAUUAAGAAGUACACAACGCUGUCCUAUCGCGCACCAGAGAUGGUCAACCUGUACAGUGGCAAGGUCAUCACUACGAAGGCAGACAUUUGGGCUCUGGGAUGUUUGUUGUAUAAAUUAUGUUACUUCACUUUGCCAUUUGGGGAGAGUCAAGUGGCAAUUUGUGAUGGAAACUUCACAAUUCCUGAUAACUCUCGAUAUUCCCAAGACAUGCACUGCCUAAUUAGGUAUAUGUUGGAACCAGACCCUGACAAAAGACCGGAUAUUUACCAGGUUUCCUACUUCUCAUUUAAACUACUCAAGAAAGAAUGCCCAAUUCCAAAUGUACAGAACUCUCCCAUUCCUACAAAGCUCCCUGAACCAGUGAAAGCCAGUGAGGCAGCUGCAAAGAAGACCCAGCCAAAGGCCAGACUGACAGAUCCCAUUCCCACUACCGAGACGUCAAUUGCACCCCGCCAGAGGCCUAAAGCUGGGCAGACUCAGCCCAACCCAGGAAUCCUCCCCAUCCAGCCAGCCCUGACCCCUCGGAAGAGGGCCACGGUUCAGCCCCCACCUCAGGCCGCAGUAUCCAGCAAUCAGCCUGGUCUUUUAGCCAGUGUUCCUCAACCAAAAACCCAGCCCCCACCCAGUCAACCCCUACCGCAGUCUCAGCCCAAGCAGCCUCAGGCUCCGCCCACCUCACAGCAGCCGCCUUCCGCGCCGGCCCCGGCUCUGCCCGCCCAGGCCCAGGCCACGCCCCAGCACCAGCAGCAGCUUUUCCUCAAGCAGCAGCCUCCGCAGACAGCGCCGCCGGCGCAGCAGCCAGCGGGCACGUUCUACCAGCAGCCGCAGCAGCAGGCCCAGGCUCCACAGUUUCAGGCAGUACAUCCGGCAGCCCAGCAACCAGUGAUUGCUCAGUUCCCCGUGGUAUCCCAAGGAAGCUCUCAACAGCAGCUGAUACAGAACUUCUACCAGCAGCAGCAGCAGCAGCAACAGCAGCUGGCCACAGCCCUGCAUCAACAACAGUUGCUGACUCAGCAGGCUGCCUUGCAGCAGAAGGCCGCAGUGGCAGCCGUACCACAGCCCCAAGCACAGCCGGCCGCAGCAGCCCCGCCAGCCCCUGCCCAGGAGCCAGCGCAGAUUCAGGCCCCAGUAAGACAACAGCCAAAGGUUCAGACAACCCCACCUCCUACCAUCCAGGGGCAGAAACUCGGAUCUCUCACUCCUCCAUCAUCCCCCAAGGCCCAGCGUGCUGGGCACAGGCGAAUUCUCAGCGACGUGACCCACAGUGCAGUCUUUGGGGUCCCUGCCAGCAAAUCAACCCAGCUGCUCCAAGCAGCUGCAGCUGAGGCCAGUCUCAAUAAGUCCAAGUCUGCAACCACCACUCCUUCAGGCUCCCCUCGGGCCUCCCAGCAAAAUGUUUAUAAUCCUUCAGAAGGUUCUACGUGGAAUCCCUUUGAUGACGACAAUUUCUCCAAACUCACAGCUGAAGAACUGCUAAACAAGGAUUUUGCCAAGCUGGGGGAAGGCAAAUAUCCUGAGAAACUUGGAGACUCUGCUGAGAGUUUGAUCCCAGGCUUUCAACCAACCCAAGGUGAUGCUUUUGCUGCUUCCUCAUUUUCUGCUGGAACUGCUGAAAAAAGGAAGGGUGGGCAGACUGUGGAUUCUAACCUUCCUCUUCUAAGUGUAUCUGAUCCUUUCAUUCCUCUUCAAGUACCUGAUGCACCAGAAAAACUAAUUGAGGGACUCAAAUCUCCUGACACUUCUCUUCUGCUCCCUGACCUCUUGCCUAUGACAGAUCCUUUUGGUAGCACUUCUGAUGCUGUAAUUGAAAAAGCUGACGUUGCUGUUGAGAGUCUGAUACCAGGACUGGAGCCCCCAGUGUCUCAGCGCCUCCCAUCUCAGACGGAAUCUGUGACCUCGAACCGCACAGAUUCUCUCACCGGGGAAGAUUCCCUGAUUGAUUGCUCUCUGCUUUCUAAUCCCACUACUGACCUUCUGGAAGAGUUUGCCCCCAUAGCCAUCUCUGCUCCAGCCCAUAAAGCUGCGGAAGAUAGUAAUCUCAUCUCAGGUUUUGAUGUCCCUGAGAGCUCGGACAAGGUGGCAGAAGAUGAGUUUGACCCUAUUCCUGUAUUGAUAACCAAAAACCCACAAGGUCUCCAGAGAGAGCCAGUUCCCUCUCCUGUAAUAGCUGUAGAGCACUUUAAAGAAUCAACGGGUGUUAAAGGCCUUCCCUUGUACCCGGACCCCUCCCGGGUACCUGGCACGAAAACUCAGAACAGUUUAGAAUCUGACUACUUGGCCCGAGAUGGCCCUUCCAGCAACAGCUCGUUCCACAGCAGUGAAGAGGAGGGGACCGACCUCGAGGGCGACAUGCUGGACUGCAGUGGCUCUCGCCCUCUGCUCCUGGAGUCAGAAGAAGAGGAUGAGAGCGGCAAGCCUCCGCAGGGGAAGCUAGGAGGAGCCACUCCCUUCACUCAGCCAGAGGUGACUCCUGCGCAGGCCAAGGUCUUGCAAGGUGGGAGGAAGAACCAGUUUGGAUCCCUCACUCAGCCAACUGCUGAUGGACUCGGUGAGCCAGAUGUGUUUGCCACUGCCCCCUUCAGGAGCUCACGGGUUCCCGCUGAUGACAUGGACAUUUUUGCCAAAGCCCCCUUUGUCUCCAAGGGCAGCGUGGCCCCUUCCCAGCCAGAGGAGACGGAUGUGUUCUUGAGAGCUCCCUUUACCAAGAAGAAAGGCAUGGAGGAGUCAACAGUUGCCCAGAGCCCCGCCCAGGAGCAGCCCGGUCUCCUGAGUCAGACCGAUGACAUCCCUCUGCUCCCGGGCCUCGAUCGAGCCGUGUACCCGUCCAUCCGAGCUCAGUAUUCCAUGGCUGGCUUUGCCCAGCCGUCUAACCUCCCCUCCCACCCUGUACAAGCAGCAGACCAUCUUGACAGCAUCUCUUCCAGGGGCUCCUCCCUGGAAUCUGGGGCCCAUGCUAAUGACAGAAACAAAGGACCUCAGCCCCAGAAAGAAGCUGUCUCAGGCCCCGUGGCAGGCAAACCAUUCCGCCCCCAGUCUUUAUCCAAAUAUUCCCGUCACUAUAGCCCCGAAGAUGAGCCGAAUCCAGAAGCCCAGCCCAUCGCUGCCUACAAAAUUGUUUCGCAAACCAAUAAGCAGUCAAUAGCUGGCUCCGUUUCCAUCACAUCCCUUUCCUCCAGGACUACGGAGCUGCCAGCUGCUGAUCCUUUUGCUUUAGCUCCCUUUCCUUCGAAAUCAGGCAAACAGAAACCUUAGGAGCCAUGCCUGAGCCUCAGGCCUCUGUCUCUACCCUACCCUCAAUACCCACCACAUCACUCCCAGCUGAGCCUUCCUGAGAAGAUUUAUAUCAAUUAUUCUCUUUCAGUUCCAUGAGUCAGAGCAGAACUUCUUGAGUCAACAAACUCAGUCAAGGUGAUACUUAAUUGAAACUCCUUUAAAUUAUGCUCAUUGCUUUUGUUUAUAUUGAUUUCUGGACUUUCAGUGAGCGUGUCCAUCUUCACCUCCACCCAGAAUUCUGCUUUCUGUUGUUUGCCUAGAAACUGUUUUAAUCUCAAGCCACUUCUCAGUAAAUCCAGAAAUAACUUCCCAAAGGGGCCAUGCUAUUGCCACUUUGAUUCCUGUAGUUCCUGUUCUGAGUCAUGUCUAAUGAGGAAUUAAGAUGAGUUCCUCCCAGACUUGGUUUCAUACUGUUGAAAAGGGUGCAUUUCAGGAAAGAAACACAAGAUAAAAAUUCUGUUCAUCAAAAGGAAGUGUGAUCCCGAAGAUACUAAUCAUUCCUCUAAAACCGGCAAUUCUAGAAGGCUUCUCUGGAUCUGAGCCUGAGUAGGCCACCCUGGUCCUCAUGCAUGAGUGUCGGUGGGUGUGUAACGUGUGUUAGAUCCUUUCCUUUGUAGAAAUGCAAACAGAUGAGAUUUCUGUGCUGGUGUUUGAUGGUGUUGAGCCUUCCCCCACAUGCACACUUUAAAAAUUCAUGUGAGUGCACAGCUGUGUGUGUACACGUCUGUUUGCACAGGAAACAUGCUUCCUUUAGGUAAAUCCUGUCCCACCUUGCAUACCUCCACAGUCACUCAUUUGCUGGUAUUUGUUCGCCUAACCUAAUUUACUUGAACCCUGUUUUUAUUGCAUUCUUUUCUCAUGGCAAAAUUUAAUUUAUUGGAAUGAGUAGGAAAAUCCUGCUGGAAUGGAAUUUUCCAAGUAGAUUAUUUUUUCCUUUAGAAUUUGCUGUUAACAAAUUUCAUUCAUAAAGUCUUGAAAAAUUAACUAUCCUUACACAGUUUCCCCUGAGAACAAUAGAAAAGAACACCUUGUUACAAUUCCAACCACUGGGUUUGGGGUCUAAGUACUUUUAAAAAGUACUCAAGUAAUUUAAAAAAUCUUAGGUCCAAGCACUCCAUGCUGUCGUUACGAAAUUAAUUGAUCAUGAGACUAGGCUACAAACUAGAUUUGCUUUUUGUUUUUCCAUAUACUUGUCCCCUUUGCCCCUUGAAGAAGUAGAAACCUGAGACCUGUAAAUAAGUUUGGGAGAAUGGAAAAGAGCUGAACCAGUCAGCCAUGUGAACCUUCCCAUUCUUUGUCCCCUCGGAUGCUGAAGCAGGUCUUUGUCCCCUCGGAUGCUGAAGCAGGUCAGAUAGGUGCUUUUGAAAUGUCUUCUAUUUCUGGAAAGAUCUGAGUUAUUCUUGACUGUCCACAUGCGCUUUAUUAUCAGUGCCUUAAGUUGAAGCUUACAUCUCAGUGGGAAGAUUUCUGCUGAAGAUGUUCAUGUUUCAACUUGCAAGUUUCCUGUAACUCGUAGUAAAUGUUCAUGAUUUCUCCAUUAGCUGGGGAAGUUAGAAGAGUUGCUCACCAACCAAGAUUAAUGACUUAAGAAUUAUGGGAAAUUCAUCUGAGAAUCAAGCCUGAAUGUCAGACUCGAUUGCCAUUGAUUAAAUGUCAUGUUUUUAAAUUUGAAAUUCUGGGAUCUUGACAGUAAAACAUAAACAGAUACUUCUCAAGACUUUUUCUAGUUUAGUCUCCACCUAUUUCAGCUGUCCAGGUUAAAAAAUAAAUAAUUGGCACUGGAUCAGGGCUCCUAGCAGUGGUUUUUCCAACUGAGGCUUCACAGUGCCAGCCCUUCACUUUUGAGGAUGCUAAAUUGUUCACUGGGCUUUUCUCCCAGUGAUCAUUUCUGAAUAUUCUGUGUAACAGUGGAUGUUGAAUCAUCUUUCCAAUUGAUUGAUUUUGGCUAACGAGUAUGAAAAUUUACACCCCAAAUUCUUACCUUGGUCAUUAUCAGUUAAAGCCUGCAUGAGCAGGAGUGAGAGUUCAGUUCAGUUGCUCAAUCACGUCCAACUCUUUGUGACCCCAUGGACUGCAGCACACCAGGCCUCCC
Molecule: messenger RNA, 6142 nt
Organism: Odocoileus virginianus texanus
Lineage: Eukaryota; Metazoa; Chordata; Mammalia; Artiodactyla; Cervidae
Source: RefSeq, a predicted model, not a curated record